UCUCUCUCUCUCUCUCUCUCUCUAGAGAGAGAGUCCGAGGCCCACGAGAAUUCAUAUUCCAUUAGAAGACGUUACUUCAACACCAAUAAAUUCGGAGAAGAACAAACAUUUUCUCCUUUUUGUUCUGUUAUCUUAUAUUUCAUCAAUCAAUCAAUCAAUCUAACUGAGAAUCAAUUAGCUGUAGCACCACCAUCUUUCCAAUCCACACACUGCAACGUCCAUCGGAAUACCGACCGCCGCCGCACUGCAGCCUCUAUCAGGGUGUUAGCCGCCGCGACUUGUUCAAUCUUUGCUGUUUCCGAGUUUACAUGAAAGAACAGUCUCGGGCAUAGGUUUCUACCAUCACGAGAAAUAUCAGCAGCUUUGAGGUUAGGGCUUUUAGGGGAGAUGGCUGAUAGUAUGCGGAGAUUAUUGAUUGAGACCCUAAUGGAGCCCCUAAACAGGGGAGAGUCUCUUCUAGGGAGCAUAAAGAUUGCUGUUCUUCCAAUCGCCAAGGUUUUUGCCAUGUGCUUCCUGGGCUUUCUCAUGGCCUCCAAGUAUGUAAACAUUUUACCAGCUAAUGGGAGAAAGCUCUUAAAUGGGCUGGUCUUCUCACUUCUGCUCCCUUGUCUCAUUUUUGCUCAACUGGGUCAAGCCAUAACGUACGAGAAAAUGAUCGAAUGGUGGUUCAUUCCUGUCAAUGUUAUUCUAGCCACAAUAUCAGGCUCCAUUAUAGGCUUUGUCGUUGCAUCCAUCGUCCGUCCUCCUUAUCCAUACUUCAAGUUUACAAUUAUACACAUUGGAAUAGGGAAUAUCGGUAAUGUGCCACUUGUCCUGAUUGCGGCAUUGUGUCGAGAUAAUUCAAAUCCUUUUGGCAAUACAUGUUCUCAAGAUGGAACUGCCUACAUCUCAUUUGGCCAAUGGGCAAUUAAGCCCUGCUAUAGGAACUCAACAAUAUGUUCUUUUGCACAGGUCGGUGCAAUUGUUCUGUAUACCUAUGUUUUUCAAAUGCUUGCUCCCCCUCCUGGUGGAUCGUUCGAAGUCGAAGAUGGUAAUCUUCCUAUUAAGAAUCCUCUCGGAAAUAGCACUAAUGCCCUUGAUAGAGAUAGUUCUCCUGAGCAAACUCCACUUCUUGUGGUUGAGGAUGUACCUGCCCGUUCAAAUGCGUUGAAGAAAGACAGAGUCAAAUACUUUCUGAAGUAUAUUUAUGAGAAAUUGAAGCUGAAGCAAAUUAUUCAACCUCCAAUUAUUGCCUCUGUCCUUGCAAUAUUUAUAGGAUGCGUUCCUUUUCUAAGGAAAUUAAUCUUCACUUCGGAUUCCCCCCUCUAUUUUUUCACAGAUAGCUGCAUGAUUCUUGGUGAGGCCAUGAUUCCAUGCAUAUUGUUGGCUCUAGGAGGCAACCUCGUAGACGGGCCCGGCCCAGGUAGCGCAAAAAUCGGUGCACGGACAACUGCAGCAAUUGUAUUCGCGCGGCUCGUUUUAGUACCUCCAACAGGUCUAGGCAUUGUUACAUUGGCAGAUAAGCUCGGGUUCUUGCCUCCGGGUGAUAAGAUGUUCAGAUUUGUGCUUCUGCUUCAGCACACCAUGCCAACUUCCGUGCUUUCAGGUGCCGUUGCAAGUCUACGAGGAUGUGGGAAAGAGGCUGCAUCUGUGUUAUUCUGGGUUCAUAUUUUUGCUGUUUUCUCCAUGGCUGGGUGGAUCAUUCUUUACCUCAACAUACUGUUUUAGGAUUUGUGUACUUAGAGACUCCAAAAUACAAGAAGUCUGGUGUGCUUUUCCACUGUGAUUGGAGAACCUAAGCAAAGAUUAGUUGCUCCUUGCUGAUUCCUGUCUGGGUGCGCUUAUGUGAGGCUGUUUUGAGCCCGGGACCAUGAGCACACAUGUAUCAAUAAUAUGUAUUUGAGAAAAAGGAAAAGUAGAAACAAAUUAUUGUUUCAGUACACAUUUCCUUCUGUAUUGCCUAAUCAAGUUCUGAUUCGUCCAUUAGCUUUGUUGAUUAAUCUUCCACUAACCCAAUAAAUUAUUUGAUGUAAAAUCAAUAACACAGUGUAUGAGAAUUCAAC
Striga asiatica is the source of this 2042-nucleotide messenger RNA. Lineage: Eukaryota; Viridiplantae; Streptophyta; Magnoliopsida; Lamiales; Orobanchaceae. The record is from the annotation of a GenBank genome assembly.